This is a messenger RNA of Branchiostoma belcheri (Belcher's lancelet), 897 nucleotides long. Its product is annotated as GRB2-related adapter protein-like. The transcript has 5 exons. Bases 1 to 627 code for a protein of 208 amino acids. NCBI's taxonomy places the organism in Eukaryota, Metazoa, Chordata, Leptocardii, Amphioxiformes, Branchiostomatidae. Gene Ontology annotation, molecular function: protein binding. The record is from RefSeq and is a predicted model, not a curated record.
AUGGCACCUCUCAGCGGCGCAUCCUCCCAUAGCCCUUACAGUGACGGGAACUUCGCCACAGUGGUGGCGGUGUGUGACUACACGGCGACGCUGGACGGGUGCAUCUCGUGCCGUAAGGGCGACCACGGGCAGCUCCUGGACGUCAACUCCCGGGGCUGGUGGUACGUCCGCAUCGGCAUGGUGGAGGGCUGGGUCCCCGGGGACUACUGGGAGGUCGUCAAGCAUUCUCAGCCCCGAGUAUCGGGACACCGGGCUUCUCCCAUUUCCCACUCCACCUUCAGGGGACCGCGGUAUUUCACCUUCGAGACGGAGCCCUGGUAUCACGGGCGGCUGAGCCGGCAUGAAGCUGAGAGCAGACUGCUGCGUUACGCCCGGUCCAGGGACUUCUUAGUGCGCCAGAGCACACAUAGGGUCGGAGACUUUGUCCUUUCCGUGCUUUUCUGUGACAAAAUCCAUCAUUUCACCAUAGAGACCACCGCCGACGGACGUUUCUUCAUCGGGAAGCACUACUUCAAAGAGAUGGUCAGCAUCGUCUGUUACUACCAGCACAACACCCUGUUCUUCUCCGAGGACAAGGACCCCAUAUCGCUGGGACAGCCUCUCAUCAUUCCCUGCCGAGAUUUCUGACCUCCCCCUCAGCACCUCCGACAGCGACACCGACUGGGACUGCUCCGAUUGUUGAAGAAUCACACGUUACCGAAUCGAGCAUGUCGGCAGAACGUACUGCACUUCGGCCGAACGUCCCAUAUAAGGUUGUAUUCAUGCAUAUGAGGUUAACAUGCAAAUGUUAUGUCAUAAAAGAUAUUGUCUGCAACAGGCAAAAUAUUGAUGCAACGUUGACCAGAAUCCAGCUAAAACUGUGAAGAAUCGAGUUUCGCACAGGCGCAGUACGCUCUG